This is a messenger RNA of Penicillium argentinense, 855 nucleotides long. RefSeq lists its product as uncharacterized. The record is from RefSeq and is a predicted model, not a curated record. Gene Ontology annotation, molecular function: protein dimerization activity. The transcript is spliced from 3 exons. Bases 1 to 855 code for a protein of 284 amino acids. NCBI's taxonomy places the organism in Eukaryota, Fungi, Ascomycota, Eurotiomycetes, Eurotiales, Aspergillaceae.
AUGGCUCUGCAAACCAAAGAGCCGGCCUUAAUCCCUAUCCAAGACGUCCAAACUAGGUGGAACUCUACCUUCCUGAUGCUCAAUCGUGCCAAAACCCUACAGCCUUUCUAUGACCAGUAUUGUGCAGAUCAUCAGUAUCUCUAUUUCAGGCUUGAUCAAGAAGAGUGGCGACGGGUUGAAUAUCUUCUUCUUCUCACAAAGCCCUUUUUCGACUUUACCAGCAUGUUAUCAAAGAGUAAAGAUAUUACUGCCCAUAAUAUCUAUGGUAUUUACAACAAGCCAUUCUCGCACCUUGAUGAUGCCGAGGCCAAGCUCAAGAAUAAAGGGGUUGUUUGGAAGAAGCGCAUGCUCCAGGCUCUCCAGACUGCAAAAAAGAAGCUCUCGAAGUAUUAUACUGCCACUGAUCAUGAACCUUACGGUGAUAUCUAUGCUCUUGCAACAAUCCUUUGCCCAUCAAAGAAACUCCGAUACUUUUCAUCAAUUCUGAAACGAGAGUUCAAUCGAUACAAAGAGCUACUUCACCAUAACUCAGAUCCUACAGCAUUGGAUGAUAUAUUUAGUGAGGCUGUUGAUGAUAAUAAUGACUGUGAUCUUGAUGCUGCCUGUGCUUCCCAGAGCCAGCUACCCGAGGAGCUCACAAAGCCUGAAGAUGAUGAGAUCGCAAGAUAUCUUGCCCGGGGGAUUGAGAGACAGAAGCCCCGAGUUUUCUGGAAGGACCAUGAGAAUGAAUUCCCUAUCCUUGCAAGGAUGGCACGGGAUAUUCUCUCUAUCCCUGCCAGUGGUGCUGGUGUGGAGCGAUUGUUCAAUUGUGCCCGUGAUAUCUGCCACUAUCGCCGCGUUCGCAACCAACUUUGA